Messenger RNA from Strongylocentrotus purpuratus (purple sea urchin), 1040 nucleotides. RefSeq names its product THAP domain-containing protein 4. Bases 90 to 776 code for a protein of 228 amino acids. Gene Ontology annotation, molecular function: sequence-specific DNA binding. The record is from RefSeq and is a predicted model, not a curated record. The transcript is spliced from 2 exons. NCBI's taxonomy places the organism in Eukaryota, Metazoa, Echinodermata, Echinoidea, Camarodonta, Strongylocentrotidae.
ACGUAAGAAAAAUAGGAAAGUCCAGCUGAUUGAAGAUACUUCCGGGUCCUCCAUAUAUUACAAGUUAAUUUAUCAAAAUCAUAGCAAAAAUGCCGGGUUGUUGUGUUCCACUUUGUAAAAAUCGAAGUGGGGGAAGUGGACAGAGAAGAUACUCAUUUCAUCGCUUCCCAGCAUGUCAAGAAAAGAGAAAAUUAUGGCUGAAUUUGAUAAGACGAGACAACUUCACCCCAACAGCAAAUACCCGCGUCUGCAGCUGGCAUUUUCCAGAUGGUUUUGAAGCUGGUCCAACUAGAUUUCACUGGAACGUGAGUGAAUCAACGUAUGCUGAUCCCAUGCCUCUUCCAUCCCAUUUCACUAAGAAAAAGCUUCGCAUGGAUGCAGAUCAGGAUGGUGAACAAGAUGGUGUGACCCAAUUUCAAAGCAAUACCAAGACUCAGGGAAGAGAUGUAGGUCCGGCCGAUUCUGAUAUCGUAGAUCAUCAUAAAAAGAGAGAUAGUAAAGAAAAGAAGGAGAAGAAUCAGUCAAACACAGAGGAAGACUGUGAGAAGGCACACCCUACACAGGAGCUCAUGAAUAGCCAUCAAGGACAAUGUGCCAAGGCCGAGGGAGGUGAUGUUAAAAAAGGGGAGACAUUUGUGAUUCUUCCAUUGUCAGAAGAGGACUUUACGAGGAGGAUAACCAAAAGGAAAGAGGAAAAUGCACGUCUGAAAGAAGAUAUUGAAAGACUGAAAGAGAAGCUAAAAUCUCAGAGAAAGAGAAAGGCAGAUGCUUUAUGACUGGAUGACUUUGUAUAUACAAUUGCAUGAAUUUUUAACGGAAUUGAAGUGAUGUACAUGUAUAUAUAUGACAUUGAUUAUAGUAACAAUGGUUUAAAAUUGUCUAUCGAUGCAGAUCAGAAUGGUGAUGAAAUGCAAGACGUGACCCAAUUUCAAAGCAAUACCCAAAUCUCAGAUUACCGGUGUGUUGGCUCAGUCAGUAGAGCGUCCGCCUCACAACCGGGAGGUCGUGGGUUCGACCCCGGCCGCGUCAUACCAAAAGAC